Cydia fagiglandana is the source of this 5159-nucleotide messenger RNA. RefSeq lists its product as uncharacterized. Gene Ontology annotation, biological process: DNA integration. The record is from RefSeq and is a predicted model, not a curated record. Gene Ontology annotation, molecular function: nucleic acid binding. The coding region runs from base 357 to 5159 and encodes 1600 amino acids. The transcript has 5 exons. NCBI's taxonomy places the organism in Eukaryota, Metazoa, Arthropoda, Insecta, Lepidoptera, Tortricidae.
UUGCCGUCCCGCUCCCGCGUAGCAUCAUGGCGAGCGCGGAUCUGUCUUGUCUCUCGACACACGACGCCUCACCGCGCUCUCGAAGAGUUUUGUUUAUUUUGUGAAUAAUUAAUGAAUAACGGUAGAUUAAGUUUAGUGAUUAUUGGGUUUGAACCCCCAAACUGUGUGAACAAAAAUAACUUGCUAGUGUACGGAUUCUGUUGUUGUGACUGAAUAGAUUGACUAUAACCUACACGGCAGUAUUAUUUUAUCACUCCUGAGGUAACCCUCUCAUAUAUGGCGCAUCCAACGUGAAAUAAUAACAAGUUCGUUCGAAAGUGUAGUUGAAAGUACAUUUCUUUAGUGAGUGUGUCGAUAUGCCGCCGAAAACGAGAAAAGCGGCCAGUACAGAGCCCGAGACCGACGAAGAACCGCAAAAUGGCGGUGAUGAAGAAGCUCGCGAGGCGGACACAGCCGACGCGGUGACUACGGCAUUGGCCGACAUUAAUAUGUUUUCGACUCAAAAUGUGCAAAACAUCAUAGAGACGCUACAGCGAUCGCAGACCGAAGCCCUGAAAGAGUUGUUACAAUCAGUAUCGUCGCGUACUACGUCGUGUACAGCUCAAGGUCAAGGAACGUUAACGGGCUGUAAGACCACGUUCUCCGGCCAGCCGCAGGAGUCAGUGGAAGCUUUUAUUGACGCAGUAGACGCCUAUAGUGAAUGCGCACAGGUUUCGGAUACAAAUGUCCUGCGCGGUCUGGCGUACCUUCUAAAAGAAAACGCGGCGACAUGGUGGCAGGGUGUGAAACAGCAAAUUACUUCAUGGCAGCAGGCUAAAGAGAAUCUUAUAAGUGCCUACGGUGACCGCCGCCCGCCCCAUCGCUUAUAUAUAGAGAUAUUUUCAUCGCCACAGCAAACGGAAAACACCGACGUGUUUGUGGCGCGAAUACGUUCCCUUUUCGCGCGACUCCCCGAGGGAGAUAUUUCCGAAAAGGCGCAACUUGACAUGACGUACGGACUCAUGAAUAGCAGGAUAAGGAAGAGGCUACGGAGGGAGGACUUCGCAACUUUUAAAGAGCUACUCCGCCGUGCGCGAAGCGUGGAAGAUUCUUUCGACGAGGGGGAGAGGAAACAAACACCGUCGCAGGCUUCAAGCCGCACGGUGACCUCAAACCAACGCGCGCCUCCCGCUUCAACAACCACGGCGCGUACGGGUACAUCGCAUGCCAGCGGCGCCGCGGCCGCGCCGCCCCGGGCGCCGCAAUCGUCCGCGCUCGCGCAGCCGCGCGCGCCGGCGCCGACGCCUGCUCAACCGGCGGUCGCGCAAGGCACCGGCGCUGCAGUCACUAGUGUCACCACCACCGCCGCCGCCGCGGACGCGACCGCGAAAAAGCUGCGACCCGUGUGUGCGUACUGUCGAAGGUUUGGACACUCCAAAGACCAAUGCCGUAAGCUCAUGAACUCAGCUUUUAAAAAUAUUAUGUGUGCUAAUCAUUCUUUGCAAACGACUAACCCUGAUUCAUGUAACGGACAAUUUCGCAGCCGCGGACCGCUUAGUUCUACUAUAGUUCCGAUGUGUUCUAGUAAUAAUUCAAUAAUUUCAAGUGAAGUCGCGCGAAAAGGUUCGAUGAUGGAUAGUCGUGAACAAAACGAGCCUAAUAUAUCAAACGGUCCUAACCCACUUUUGUGCGUAUUUAAUAAUAAUCGUGCCUGUAACAAUAAUAAUAAUGAUUACUCGUCGUUCGCGUCAAAGUGCAUUAACCCUUCAAAUGGCAGGGGCGUUACGGAAGUUGACAUGUUUUUUGACGCGGACUGUAGUAAAAUUUCUGACGAUGAGUUGUUAAAUCUGUACAUGACUUAUGUUGAUGGGGAUUGCGAGACAGUGAGUCGAACGACAAGACCGAUUUUUAAUAUAGAGAUUUUAGGCGUGAAAGGCACUGGUUUGGUAGACACGGGAGCGAGGCGGUGCGUCGCGGGACACACGCUAUAUGCUAUUCUCUUGCGUCGGAACCAUCCGCUUCGCACGAUAACGCGCAACAUUAAGCUUGCUGAUGGGGUGUCGCGUACAAUGGAAGUACUAGUUACUGUAUUAGAGGUGCGAUUAGAACAGGAAAUCGUUAAAAUUCCGUUCAUAAUUUUCCCUUACGCGACUAAUAAUGAAACGUUGUUAGGCAUCGAUUUUCUUACUGCUGCCGGGGUAGAUAUUGAUUUCCUCGAGUUGGUAUGGUGUUUUAGCAGGAACCGCACCGUUCAGUAUAAAUUGUGUUUCGAGCCUACUUCGCCCAGUGUAACCUGUGCUGCCACAAACGUCCUACGGGCUGACGAGGGAAGUCAUCUUACACCAGCUGAGCGUCAAGCGCUCGCUGGCGUUCUUACUAGGCACGCACACGUCUUCACACCAGGGGGAGCUCCGACCCCUUACGCUGAGCAUCGGAUAGAAACAGGUGAGCAUCCUCCUAUAGCAGUACCACCUUAUCGACUCAAUCCAGCCAAGAAGGAGUUGAUGAAGAAGGAGAUUGAUAAGAUGUUAAAAGACGAUAUCAUUGAAGAAUGUGAGUCAGCUUGGAGUUCACCAGCUCUGAUGGUGCCGAAGGCGAAUGGUGAGAUCCGGUUCUGUGUGGACUACCGUCGUUUGAAUGCAAUUACCAAGUCCGAUACCUACCCGAUGCCACGCAUCGAUGACUUGUUGCAGAAUACGAAGCGAGAUUGCUACAUGAGCACCCUUGACCUUCGUUCAUCGUACUGGCAGGUAAUGUUAAGAGAGGCGGACAGGGACAAAAGCUCAUUUGUGUGUCCUUUAGGUACCUUCCGCUUUAAGCGUAUGCCAUUUGGCCUGAAAAAUGCCCCGGCGACGUUUCAACGGCUGAUCGACCGCUUACGUUCCUGCUCAGCAUUAAAAGACGUAACUGUCUUAGCUUACUUAGACGACCUUCUAGUGAUCUCGGAAGGUUAUCAACGUCACUUACAAGACCUCGAGGCAGUUUUCAAACGCUUGGCCGAGUUCAACCUCCACGUCAACAGGGAGAAGUGCGCUUUCGCGCGUGAAAGCGUUAGGUACCUCGGCCACGUCAUAACGCAACAAGGCGUUUCCACCGAUCCUGAUAAGGUGAGUGCUGUACUCGAGAUGAAGGAACCAGGUACCUUGAAGCAUCUGCGAACCUUUCUACAAACGUGCUCGUGGUUUAGGAAGUUUAUACCAAACUUCUCUAAGGUUUCCGAACCACUGACACGCCUAACUAGGAAAAAUCAAGUCUGGAUCUGGGGAUCAGAGCAGACUCAAGCAUUCCUUGAGCUGAAGCGCCUUCUGACCACAGCUCCAAUUUUGGUUCAAGCCGACUUCAGUCGUCCUUUUAUUCUCAGGACAGAUUCGAGCAAUUACGCCCUUGGAGCGGUCUUACUUCAAGGUGACGGGAACGAAGAGCGACCUAUAGAGUACGCCAGUCGCCUUCUUAACGCAGCGGAGCGGAACUACUCCACUACGGAAAGGGAAGCUCUCGCAGUGGUGUGGGCGGUAGAGCGUUUUCGACCCUACCUGGACGGCCAGCCGGUCGUCAUUGGCAGUGACCACCAGCCCCUCCGUUGGCUGCUGUCACUGAAGUCACCAGCAGGGAGGUUGGUACGUUGGGCCCUUAGACUCCAGGCCUUUGAUAUCCGUUUCGAAUACACUCCGGGGAAGGCGAACGUGGUAGCCGACACGCUGAGUAGGACAGUCUGCUCCGGGGACUCCCGUGAGGACUGCGGAAUCUGCUCGGUCGUGGUCGACCUACCAAAGAAGAAUCCAGCAGAGUUGAGGCGGGAACAGCUCGCUGACCCCGAGGUGGAGAAGAUUAUCAAAGAAAUCGAGGGUUCCGACGAGGUGGCAUCUCGACGAUGGACGGAGCGCGGCUACUUAAUGGAUCAAGGGGUACUAUACAGGUACAACCCCGAUUCAGAUAGUGAGACCCCACAGCUCGUGAUACCCAGUAGUCUCAGAGCGGAGAUUAUAAAGGAAUGCCACGACUCGCCGGUAGCCGGACACCCUGGCGUCGAUCGUACGUAUCAGAAGGUUGCCCAGCUGUACUACUUUACAGGUAUGCGGAGAAUAAUCACUGAUUAUGUCAAAGCCUGCAUACACUGUCAACGCUACAAAGCCACAAAUACCAAGCCUCCAGGUCUUUUGCAGACACCGCUCAUGAACCAACGCAAUGAAGUGCUGGCCAUGGAUUUAUUCGGUCCUUUGCCACCAGGAGACCAGGGGGAGAGGUGGAUUUUCCUCGUCGAGGACACUGCUACCCGGUGGACAGAGCUAUACGCACUCAAGGACGCCACCGCUGAAGCUUGUGCGGUGAUUCUCGUCGAGGAGUACUUUAUGCGUUUUGGUCUACCACGUAGAGUCAUUUCCGACAAUGGUGUCCAGUUCGUAACCGCAGUUAUGCGUCAGUGCAUGGCAGCUCUAGGGAUAAAACAAAAUCUCGCCCCGUUAUACCACCCAGAAGCCAACCCUGCGGAACGCAAAAAUCGAGACAUGAAAGCGAUGUUAGCACAGCUCGUGGAAGAAGACCACACUUCUUGGCCACGGAAGUUACCGGUGAUACGGUUCGCCUUGAACAGUGCAAGAUGCCGCACCACAGGUAUUCGGGAACGUGUGGAGGUCCAACAGGAUAAAGCAAAGCAGUAUGCCGAUACGUCGCGCCGACCUUCAGAUGAAUUUGAGGUAGGUGACUUAGUCCUCCUUAAGUCGCAUCUGCUGAGUAAUACAUCGAAGGAUGUAACUGCUAAGUUUCUCCCACGUCGCGAUGGACCGUACGUCAUAACAGAGAAGGGCGGCAUUCUCUCCCCUCUGCUCUUUUCGAUUUUUAUUAAUCUCAUCACCACCAAAAUCAAAUGCUCUUACCACCUGUAUGCCGACGACUUGCAGCUCUACACCCAAGCUAGCGCCGAAGAUCUGGAUAAAGCUGUCGCCGAUCUAAAUACUGAUCUUAACCACAUAUCUGCAUGGUCGCGCUGUUUUGGCAUUGCAGUGAACCCUACUAAAUGUCAGGCCAUCAUACUUGGUUUCAUGUCGAAUUCCUUCACCAUCCAGGCAAUCCGGCUGUGGAACGAUCUUCCUCUCUCUAUUAGACAGGCCCAGAACAAAUUCUCUUUCAAGCGCAUGUUGCGCAAGCAUUUGUCGGACCAGGUUCAUAAGUCGUCCUCAUGA